Molecule: messenger RNA, 1244 nt
Organism: Pocillopora verrucosa
Lineage: Eukaryota; Metazoa; Cnidaria; Anthozoa; Scleractinia; Pocilloporidae
Product: telomerase RNA component interacting RNase-like
Molecular function (GO): 5'-3' exonuclease activity; 3'-5' exonuclease activity
Source: RefSeq, a predicted model, not a curated record
UCGUCAUCUAUCACGCAGAAAAAUGGCGUCCGUGAAGGAAAAAACGGCCAAGCGAUCGCCAUCUAAAACUGAUACUACGGGAGAAAAUACGAGUACUCCGACUGUGAUAAACACAUUUGCCAACGACGGUAGCUUUCUAGAACUUUUUAAGAAACGAAUGGAAGCAGAGUCUCAAAAACUGCAGUCGAAAUCUGAAAGUACGGUUGGGCAAAGUACAAGUUGUGAAAAGAAAGACGAAAAGACAGUGGACAAAGAAUCGUGUACAAAGAGAGAUAACGAUGGAAAAGCUCCUGGGCCUUCGCUUCCAUUAACACAGCAGGGUAAGAGGCAAUUUACUGUUGGAAAGAUGGGUGGUGCGUCACGGCAGAUCCAUGCAAAGAAAAUGAAGAAGGACAAAGAAGCAGCUGAAGCAGUGAAAAAGGCUCAGGAAGAGGAAGAAAGCAAAUCUUCAGCAUGGAAAGCUUACAUGGAGGAAGUUAAAAAAUAUAAAGAGAUGAGUUGUUCAGAUGAUAGUGACAGAGUUACACCUCUUGUGAAAUGACCCAUGUCUAAAGAUUCUCUGCAUUGUAAAAUUUAGGAUAACAUAAUUAAAUCUUUUCAAAAUUAUCAAACUAUUAAAUUCAAAAAGUCACUUUAUUUCAUCCUUUUGUAACCUGAAAAUUAACUCUUCUAAGCAGUUUGUCAUGUCUUGAUCCCAAACCCUCAAGGAGAGAAACAAAGAGCCAGCUAUUGAAUUCAUCCCAUCAUAGGUUUUAGGCUGUGGGUAGACGAUUUAAACUAUGGUGUACGGAGUGUUAAAAUGUAGUAUUUUGGUUAGGUUAUGGAUAGGUUUCAGCUAGUGUACUUGUGGUAUGAAUUGUGGAUACAACACAGCUUGGGUAUUGAGGUAGGGGAACUGAAUAUGCAAUGUAGGAUGGAUCUAUGAUUUGCUCUUUUUCGCCAAUUUUUCUUUGUUUCUCGUGCAUCAUUUAAUCUGAAUGGGAGCCAGGUUAUUAAUUACACUCUGAUGUAAGUUUAGUUUGACUUUCCACAGAGUGGAUACAUACAGUGUAUAGGCCUUUUAUUUUGUCAAAGUUACAGGAAAUGAACUCUACAUACUUCUUAAGGGCAAUUAUCUUUUUAUCCCCUAGUAUAAGUCUUCAAAAUUGUGUUUUACUUCUGAUAAGUUUAGACCCUAAACUUUUGCAAAUGUUCAAUAUUUAGGUACUUAAUCUAUUGAAAUCUUUCUCAAGUUAAAUUUCUUU